Molecule: messenger RNA, 5384 nt
Organism: Gryllus bimaculatus (two-spotted cricket)
Lineage: Eukaryota; Metazoa; Arthropoda; Insecta; Orthoptera; Gryllidae
Source: the annotation of a GenBank genome assembly
CUAAUGCUGGAUUGCAUUCAGCCGCAGCGUAAUGGUGAAGGAUGUCCUUUAAAUGAAACUUACGUUCCAUACCAUCCUUCAAUUGAAGUUGAGAGAAUGGAUAAAAAUUGUCAAAAUAUUGCUAAUAGGUACAUUGAAAUUGAACUUCAUUUGGCUAAUUAGAUUGAGGAAAGCGAGUGGAAUGUAACAGAAUUACCUAUAAUUCAGUUUUUUUUUAUGUUCAGAAUAUUCAAGUAGUGUUUUGAGAAACAGAAUGAAAUUUCAUUUGAAAGAAAGAUUGUAACUUUAGAGAGAUAAUUAGUAAAGUACUUGAAAUGUAACAGAAGAAUGACGAAUUAAAAUGUUUUAUACUUGGAUAGUUCCUACCCGUGCUAUAUGUAUUGCAGUUGUUCUGGGUAGAACAAAAAAAAAGUGAUAUAUGGAUAUGUGUAUUGAUGCUCCUAAAAUGUGUCCAACACAUCAUCCAAUUAACUUGUCAGUUUCUCUUCAAUUUUUGAUGAGCAUUAAGGCUCAGAAUAUCAAUAUAACAGUAUAUUAAAUAAGCGAAGUCUAGUAGUUUGUAGCUUUUAAUAUGUUAAACACAUUUAUUUAUGUUUUUUGUAAAGAAUUAUGUGCACUUGAUAUUCAUUGCAUAAUAAUUCAUAGUAAAAAUAUUAUGCUUAAAGUCAGUUGAAGAGUGAAAGAUUUUGCAUCUUGUGGUGCUGUAGCUUUAUUCAAGAAGUUUUAUUGCUAUCUAAAAGUUGCCUUAUGUAUUGAUGCACAAGUGCAAUUCAUAAGGUACAAUGUUGUGAAUCAAACAUGUGAACAUUAUAGAAAAAGUGAAUAAUGCUGUGUAGAUGAAUAUAAUAUUGAUUUGUGUGUGCUUAUAGCAAAUGAAGUUCAUUAGUUAAUUAAUUUUACUCAUUGAGGUGUACAUAAUUUUUCUUCAGAAUUUGAGAAGUGCAGUAUUGUUGUACUGUCAAGAGAUGCUAAUAUAUUUUAAUAAGAUAUGAAAAAGCAUUAAUAUAUGCUUCAUUGUUACUUAUUACUAUUUAAGUAUGAAAACGAAUUACAUUUCAAGUGAAAUUGUACGUUAUAAUGUAGUUCUUUGGUAUGCCCUAUAGUUCAAUUUAUUGCAAGAGAAUAUUUAUAUUUUAUUGAUCAUAUAAUUUUUGUAUUCUGAAAAAUGCCUGCUAUUGCUGUUAGAAUAGUUUUCAUUAAUUAGAUAUAAUUUUAAUAAUUGUUGACAUGUUUUUUAUAUAUUUUGCACAAGGAUUUUUCCUUGCAUUAGUUUUCCUUUCAUUUUCCUUUUGUACUUAAGUUGUGCCUGUGUUUAAGCAAGUGUGUGAAGUGGUUUUCAUGAAUUGAUUAAACCAUUUAGAACAUUUACUUUCUAUGUUAAAUACAUUCAUAUUAAGAGUAUGCAGGUAUUGCUUUUUAUAUGUGUACAUAUAUUGUAACACUGACAACAAAUAUCACAAGUGUCUUCCAUAUUGGGUUAAAUUGAUAUAAUUGUAUGUCUUAGAAUUUCUUUGUGGCCAACAAAAUAGCCAUUUAAUUUUAGUUUCCUCUAUCAGUUGAUUUUUACAGAUCACUCAGCUUUGAAGCAAAUUUUCAGAUUUCAUCCGAAGUUUCAUUACAGGAUUUACUUUUAAACAUAUUAAAGCAAAAUGGUUGUUGUUGAUUUGUGUCAAAUCCUAUUGGUUAAGUCUUUGAGUCACAUGCCUACUCUGCAACUCAUUCAUCUACUUCUCUAAUUCCGUAUCUUGUCAUAGAUCAUUGUUUAUAUAUAAGAGAAUAUGAAUUGAUUUUAGAUUUAAUGUUGUCAGAUAUUUGUUUAUUGAUUUUGAAAAUCUAUUAUUUUUCUAUUGUGAAGAUUUUUUUCAUGAAUUUUCAUGUAUAUCAUAAUUAUAUAUUAAUAAGUUGGCUUUAUUUAGAAGGCUUGUGUGAAUUUGAAAUUCAAAUUCAUAGAGUUAAUAUUUCCAGUGAAAAUCAAGCCCCUUUGUUGCAUGAAUUGCUGAAAGUUCACAGAUAAAAUGCGUUUCUGAAUGCUAAUGUGUAUCAAAUAAGCAAGCAGUUCAAAAUUGCCAACACAUGUUCGAUACUGCAGCGUUUUACAGAACUUGGAAUGUAUGUAAUUUGCUUCCAAUAAGCAUACUGCUUUGAUGUUCUUAUAUUUCUCAAUGUCAGACUAUCAACAUUUUUAAAAGUCUGAGUGCACAAUUAUUGCAUACUCAAAGGACAUAGUUGCUACUUUCCUUGUUAAUAUUUCUCUCUAGGGCAACUUGCUGUUUUAAUUUCAUUAGCUUCUAAACAUUUAUCACAAAAGGGUGCUAACAUCAGUUUUAAGGUGCUUUCUCACAAAGCAGUGAACAAACAAUAAUUGUUAAAUUUAAUUAACCCUCAGUGAUAAAAUUGUUAUCGUUCCUAUCAGAGCAGAUUGAUCUUUGAUAAAAUAUUCAGUAAGUUUGGUAGUCAAAUACAUUAGCAAAUAUAUUUGUAUUGUGUAAGCUCUGUGACUUGUCACUACAUUUACUCAAUCCAUUAACUGUUAAGUAUAACAUCGUGCAUACUUCAUGCGCAUGUGUUUAGGUCUGACUUGCUAAUCAGCAAAAUUCAUGUUGAGACAAAAUAUCAGGAUUAAAGACUGUUGAGAGGCAAGUUGCAAAUAAUUAUUUUAAUAUUAAAAUAGCAACGAAAAAAAUGUAUAGAUUAAAUGAUACUCUUGUUCAGAUUUUUAUUUUAAAAUCGUGCAUGAUCUGUAUAUAUAUGUAUGUGCAUGUGUGAGUGUGUUUGUCAUAGAAUGUUAUAUUGUGAUGUGUAGAAAUGUAAGAUUGAAAUUAUUAAAUGUUGUUAAUGAGAUACAUCUACACAAUGAUGCAGGAUUAUAGAAAAUGUCUAAUGAUACUGAAUUUACUUUCCAAGUAUGCUUUAAUUUGUUUUCAAUCUUAGUUGUUGUUUAAAAUGUUUAUUUUUAUCUGAUGGAAAAAUAACUUAACUGUCAGCCUGACAGUUAACUUGGAUUGCCCAAUUAAUAAUAUUAUGUAUUAAGAAUAUCAAUAUAUAGAUAUAUAUUUUACAACUAGUGAAUUAUGUUUCAUGAUUUUGAGAUUUAUGCCUCACAAAUUACAAAAAAUGUAUCCCAAAUGAAAUAUACAAUCAUAUUUAUUGUUGCAUACUUUUAUAUUAUUAUAUAUUCCUAGUUGUUCACAUCAUAAACAUAAUUAAAAAAUGUGUUGGUUUUGAAGUAUCUUGCCACAGUGUACUUUCAAAUUUACAAAUCUUCUGACUGGAAUGGAGAUAUCGUAGAUAUUCUCUUUCGCAUGGAAUUAAUAAAAAAUCUUGUCAGAGAUUAUAUACUUUCUUAUGAGAUCCAUUUGUGGAAGUAUUCAUUAUAUCAAUGUAUGUUUAUUCAUUACUUAGUCCAGUAAAACAUAUUCUAGUAUUUGUAGGUUAGUGAAUGUUCAUAAUGCAUGCUACAAAAUAUAUAAAAUUCUUAAAAAAAAUAAAAAAAAGCACGAAUACUGCAUAAGAAAGUAUCUUCUCUGACAUUGCAUUUCCAUUUGCAAUGGUUUCUUGCCCAUUUCUGAUACUAUGUUACAAACAAAAUCUGUAGGAUUCACUAAGUAUGAAUGAUUCAAGUUAAGAUAUGUAGUAAUUUUAAGGUGCAUUUACCCAUAAUUGUUUGAAUGUGCUGAAAUUGCCUACUCAUAUCAACCACUACAUUAAAUACUGAUGUAUCAAAACUGUGAUGUUAAUUCCCACUUUGUGAUGUGUUCAAGUUCAGUAUUUAUGCACAACACAAUCAGUGAGCAAUUGAAAGGCAGAAAACUCGUGAACCCAAAGACACAUUAGCUAGUCAUGAAGUCUGCUUGAACGCUUGGGAAUUCCAGAGUGUUUUGAAGUGUGUGUGAAAUGAUUGACAGAACAUGUAAGAAAAUGAAAUUUAAGAAUAUGUCCCCUAAAAAAGACUUCUGGAAAUACUUGAUUUUGUGUCUUGAUGAACAUCUACUGAACGAACGUUACUAGCGUGUUCUUAACUUGAAUCACAAGAGCAUGUAGUCAUUAAUUUUGUACUUCAUUAUGUGCUUCAGUAGUUUGUAGUUGUUUGUAAGUUGAAAAGAAAACAGAUAUUUUUAAUUUCAUUGUUUCAAAACUUCUGUUGACCAAUCGGAGGUCUUGAGAUUCAUCCUGAUGUAUGUUUCGACAUUUCUCUUAUAGCCUUGAUGUAUAAAGGCACAGUAAUGAACAUGUGCAAUAUUAUGUUAUUCUUUACCUAGUUAUAAUAUUAACAAUUUGUUAAUUACUAAAGAAAAUACCAUGUAAACUGUGUUUAGUGUGCGUGUUAAAUUUCAUAGUUUUUAUAAAUCUAGAUUGUUUCUACAGAAUAUGCGAAUAAAAUAUUAGAGAUAAAAAAUGCAGAAUAGCAAGAAGUAAUUAAAUGUCAUCAGCCCUUCCUAUUUGACGAAUUUAAAUUUUUCUUUUCAUAGGAUAAAUUUUUGUGAAAAUAAAUCUAGCGUUAAUUUUCACCUCAUUACUACUGAAAUGUAUUGCAAAGCCAUUUAUUUCAAAUACAAAAUAUUUAUGUUACGUUGUGUAUGAAACUAAAAUUUUUAAGUAACCUUUCAUUUAUUAAUAGUUAAUUGUAUAGUUUCCACUGAAGUUUUUUCUCAUCCUGAGGUCCAUUACACUGAUAUUACUUACCAAAAAUUUGUGAAAAAAAAAAAUGUUUGAGAAUACAUUUUUCCUUUUCAAUGUUAUUUCAAGUAAGAUUGCAAUAUACUUAUGAAGAUACCUGCAAAUCAAAUAUGGAAUUAAUUUUUGACUCUUAAAUUAAAUGUUAUCAAAAAAGUCAUAGUGAAAUGGCAAGAUAUUAUGUGAAGACACAAGAAAAGACGGGGAAGUGAGCUAGAAGUGGUGAACUUUUAGCAUAAUGCUGUGACAUGCAACAACCAGUGAAUAUCAAUUAAGCUCAUACUUUCUUUAUUUUCUAUUCUCAGGAAAUUUAUUUUGUGGCUCAUAUUUAAAGGCUUCUGAAAAACUAGUGGGAAUGCACAGGAUUCCAAAACGUUUCCUCAGAACUGCUAUGAAUUGCUUAUCUUGGACUGUCAUGAAUACUAAUUAUGCUGAAAAUGACAACUUUUCUCUAUAUAUUGGAAAAAUGUACUGCCUGUAAACAGACUGAUGCCAACACACAAAGACAGUUGUUUAGGAAACUACCAACAAAUUUUGUAAGUUCAGUUUAUCUGAUCACUAAAACCACAGUUACAUCUAAUGUACCCUGGAAAAUCUCUCAUACUUUAACGAAGUCAUGUUUUCAAGAAAUAAAAUAAAAUAAAAAAUCUAUGAAAAAUUGUAUCUCACAUUUUUUAAAAGUCUAAAAUAAAGGAGUAAAUUACACCUAG